Aspergillus homomorphus CBS 101889 is the source of this 1942-nucleotide messenger RNA. RefSeq lists its product as uncharacterized. The record is from RefSeq and is a predicted model, not a curated record. The coding region runs from base 280 to 1839 and encodes 519 amino acids. The transcript is spliced from 4 exons. Lineage: Eukaryota; Fungi; Ascomycota; Eurotiomycetes; Eurotiales; Aspergillaceae.
GGCGGCCAAGAGCGGUCACUUGCAUUCAUGCAUAUGCAUAAGUGCUGUGCCGCAGAGGAGAUGAGCGCCGUGGUGCAGUAUGCAGCAUUGAAAAGGCUUGUAGCCUUGAUUGGAUGAGGUGAAAGACGGGCAAUUGUGACAUCAUGGAGCCUCAUAAUGAGAUUCCUAGUGGAUAACUAGAUAAUACUCUCUAGUUUUCUUCACCAUCGAUCAAUUGUCUGAAUAGCCUUCUAGUGUCCUCGCUCACCUCGCCCGCCCGUCAUGCCAGCCAUAUCAGUCAUGCCCAAUGGGGACAAGCCUCCCCCUUCGCCCCAAAGCCAGAGACCAGCGUCCCAGCAGCCAUCCGGUAGCCAAGCAUUGGCAGAUCUCCUAAAGCUACUGAGCUCGAUCCCAUCCAGUUCCGAUUAUCAGGUUGCAGAAGAAAUCUUCAACGAGAUGGCUGGUCUUCGAGUGCGACUACAAACCAAGGAGAAGGAACUGGAACAAGUCAGAAUAGAAAAGACUAUUGCUGUAAAAGAGAUGUUCCAGGUGAAUGAGGAACAGAGUUCAAAGCAAAAGGAGACUGCAUCAGAGAUAGAGUCUCUCAGCAGAUCAGUUCAGGAGGGAAAGGACACUAUUUCUCAGAAGGAACGAGAAAUCCGCGACUCUGAGGAUCGAUACAAAAAGGUUCAGGUAGACUACACCAAAGCGCAGUCAACCUUGAACACAGCCCAACGCGAUAUUGACAGCCUACAACACAAGUUGAAAGAAAAAGAUGUCCUUAUUGACAAAAUAAAGAGCUCCCACUCUGAUAACCUGCAACGCUUGAAGGCGGCAGAGGGAGAGGCUAAAGAGAUAAGAAAGGAGAAGUCUGUUUUGACUGAGUCAUUGCAAACAACAAAUGCCUCGCUAGACAAGAUCAAGGGAUAUGCAGCUCCACAUUCCGGCUGUGAUGAAGAUUCCAUGGUAGAUGCCUUUAUUGAAUUGUGGCAAUACGCCACCACCGAGAUCAAUCUGCACUUGAAUAAAGACCUCUCUGAGGCGGUUUUGCAGAAUCAUUCAAUCUGGGACGGAUUCAAACGGAAGAGCAACCUUGCUGCUGAGCACCAUGUCCCACUUCCCCAAUCCAACUCGCCGGCAGCGAAGCAAAUGCGGCUGGCUGUAUUCCUAGCUAUUCUGGCAAGGGAGGUCGAUAGACAAAUUUUCCAGCCCACCUACAUCGUUCCCGAAGACGCGGGAGUUCGAGACACUCUCGCCAGACUCGCAGCUUGCGACAACGAGAAAGAAUCAUUCUGCCGGUCUAUUCUUCUUUCAAUUGACCCAGACAGAGAGAAAACCAUACUUCAGUCAAGGAUCCAAGCGGUCGUUAGGCAUGUUUCUUCGUAUCUAUAUGAUAUGCUCCCUGAAGACCAGUUUCCCAAACUCCGCGCAAGUAUCGGGAAAAUAGCCGAAAGGGCUGCUGAUGUCUGGCAUCCCUUCCAGCGGUCCCUGGAAAGAUAUGAACCGGACUUUGAGCCUCUCAAGUGGGGAGACGACAAAUGGAGUCCACUACAUCUUCCAGAGGGAAGCUCCGCAGAAAGUGAAACCAGCCCGAACCCGUUGGAUGACUGUCUCAUUACUGUGUUCCCGCGCAUUACAGUGGUGGAGAGAGCUAAUCGUUUCCCGCUCACUUACGUUGUGCAAUUGAGAAAAUCGCACCCGCAGUGUUUGGCAGCAGGAAGAGAGCUGGCCAAUGUACCCACCAGCCCCAUUCUUGGUCGGGUUGCAUCAAAUCGAUCUCGGAGGAGGUCAAAUGCUCCCAGCGAUGCUGGCCAUGCAAAUGGCACCCUGCCAAUGAAGACAAGGCUCCAAGCUCCUUGAUUAGGCGGGUAAAGGAUUUUGCUAGGAUUGUAACUGCGCUUCUGUAAUAGUCCAGCCACAUAUGCUUAUAUUUGAGGUUUCCUGGGAUAAAUUGACACCGGUU